AUGUUUAUUCUUCAUAUAAUACAAUUAUAUAUUCAUUUUUAUAAACAGGGAUUUACAAAACGUGUUAUCCUUGAUUUUACUGGUUAUAUUAUAAUUGCUAUUUUUGUUAUGAGUUUCAAAAAUAAAAUUUUAUUAAUUAUUGUUUUUGGAACUGUUGGAACUCUUGAUACAUUAACUGAAUCUCCAAUAUAUGGCAUUGCUGGAUUUUUAAAUGUUAGUGUAAAUACAAUAAUUCGUUUAAUUAUUUUAUUGUUUCAUAGUAAAAUUGAUGUAGAUCAAUUAUCAUUUUAUAUAUUUAUGAGUGUAUUAAUAAUUUUAUCUGGUUUGGCUAUUUAUGUUUAUUAUCGUUUAAUAUAUAUUCCUUCAGUUAAUAUAAGAAUGAAUCAACAAAUGGCUUCAUUUAAACAAGAAAAUCCUGGUAAUAGUGUUGAAUUAUAUCUUGUUGAAAAUGAACUUUCAUUUUGGGAAUUAUCAAAAAUCUUAAAAAUUCAUUUGUUCAAUUCUAUGUUUUAUUUAUAA
Molecule: messenger RNA, 519 nt
Organism: Rotaria sp. Silwood1
Lineage: Eukaryota; Metazoa; Rotifera; Eurotatoria; Philodinida; Philodinidae
Source: the annotation of a GenBank genome assembly